Messenger RNA from Didymodactylos carnosus, 462 nucleotides. The record is from the annotation of a GenBank genome assembly. NCBI's taxonomy places the organism in Eukaryota, Metazoa, Rotifera, Eurotatoria, Philodinida, Philodinidae.
AUGACUUCUGAAACUAUCAUUAAAGAUUCGCAAAUACGUGGAUUAUCAUCUUUGAGAACUAGUAUUGGAUACUGUUGUUGUAAAAUAAUUCGAAAAGGAGGAAAAUAUAAUCUAAAGGAUACAGAUUCAACGGUUAACAUUGUUCAAAAUACAUCAAAAGAUCACGAACGUAGAGAACGUAAUCAAGUGUUAGAAAAAAUUGCAAAAACUUUACCGACAACAUCAACACCGCAAAACAGCCAUGCUCAAUUGCAAACAAUUACACAAUCGACGCCGUCACGAUCAACAAUAACAAAACAAUAUCCAUCAGCACAAUCAUCGCGGACAAUUGUUACUUCAAAAACGAACACUUCACAUAUAUUAAAUAGUCAACAACCUCAUCCAGCACAGCAACAACCGGCCUUGACCUCAUCACAAUUUACAAAAACCAAAGAUCCAGACGAAACAAGUACGGGUAAGUAA